Molecule: messenger RNA, 503 nt
Organism: Anopheles arabiensis
Lineage: Eukaryota; Metazoa; Arthropoda; Insecta; Diptera; Culicidae
Product: Down syndrome cell adhesion molecule-like protein Dscam2
Exons: 3
Coding region: 168-503 (111 amino acids)
Source: RefSeq, a predicted model, not a curated record
ACUGAAGCUAACGUUACCCUUUCCUUCCCGUGUACUUGCUGCAGAACUCGUCCAAGGGCCGCCGAAGACACUCGCGCAAAACGGAACCUGAAAGCGAGGAGUCAGAUUCGGACCCAGAUCAGUUAACGUCGAGCAGAACCGAAUCGUCCAAUCAGCUGGACGCGAAGAUGAAGCACAGUCUAAUUUAUCACGGCACGCAAUCGAGCACAUCGUCCGAUUUAUCGCCGAUGUCCGAACAAAGUCGUUACCUCGGCGUGGCCGUUCAAGUCAAAGUCAAACGCACCACAUCUACAUGUACAGGGGUACGAUGCGAUCACUGCUCGACACCGCUCCAUCUGCCGAGUCACGGUCGUAACAGCACCGCGGCGGCCUGUUCAACAUCAAAGGUCCCAGAUCAAAGUCACACCGGAUCGGAUCUAGGACAUCCGAUUACUCGAUCGCCGUGUAAGCUGUGUCGCGCUUUCGGAUCUCGGGUUAAAGAAUCCAACAGGUCGGGUUCUUAA